Molecule: messenger RNA, 789 nt
Organism: Cuscuta campestris
Lineage: Eukaryota; Viridiplantae; Streptophyta; Magnoliopsida; Solanales; Convolvulaceae
Source: the annotation of a GenBank genome assembly
GGGAUCGUAUCGAGGAGAAGUUCUUCACGGCGAUGAAGAAGGACGGCUCCUACCGAACCCGUGACCAACUCACUUCCAAAUGGGACACAUCAACAAAAAAGUCCGAAAGUUUAUGGGAGUAUACGAGGAAUGCUCCUGGUCCCGGAGGAGCGGCACGAACGACGCUGAUGUUCUCCGGCUUGCCACGACCCGGUAUCAAGACGACGGGAACCAAGGCAAGGUGCCCAUCGAUCUUUGGAGGAUUUUGAGUCGUUCCCCGAAGUGGCAACAACUCAACAAUCCCGACGGCGGAUCGUUCCGGAAAAGAUCCACCGUCGACGCCGAGGUUGAGGUCGACGAGACCAUUGGUUCUACCGAUCAAAUCCCUUCCUUCAACGUUGCGGCUUUCGAUGAUGAGGACCCCAUUCCACGGCUGAUCGGAAGAAAGAAGGCAAAAUCCAUUGCCUCUGGUUCGGGAGGGUCCGCCUCUGUUUCCGCUUCUCCCCGUGACGAAAUCGGCCUGACAAUGGUUGAACAACUUCGGGCGUUCAAUCUCCAAGAACAGGAGAGGUUGAAGCUUAAAGUGAAGGAGUUGAAACUAAAGGAGCAGGAGGCCGAGAUGAAAGUCAUGCAAACCGACCCCGGGACGUUGUCGGAGUUUGGACGAAUUAUCUACGAGCAAAGAAUGAGAGAGAUCAAGGAGAAAUAUAAUUUACCUUAGUUUUUUUUAAUUACAUAGAAAAAAAAAUUUAAUAACAGCGAAAAAAAUAAAUUAAUUACACAAAAAAAUAAUAAGCACAAAGUUAAAUU